This is a messenger RNA of Daucus carota subsp. sativus, 965 nucleotides long. Its product is annotated as LOB domain-containing protein 22. Lineage: Eukaryota; Viridiplantae; Streptophyta; Magnoliopsida; Apiales; Apiaceae. The transcript has a single exon. The record is from RefSeq and is a predicted model, not a curated record. The coding region runs from base 26 to 895 and encodes 289 amino acids.
CCAUCUCCUAAAAUUACUGCACAACAUGAACACCAACACCAACGUUAACAAAACUCACAAUAACAACAACAAUUUUAUUUAUAACAAUAAAUCAACACCACCUUCUUCUACUCCUACUCCUGCUCCUGCUGCUACAAAUAAUAACAUCAUAAGGUCCAACGGUAACCAGGCUUGCGCUGCUUGUAAAUACCAACGCAGAAAGUGCGCUCCCGACUGCAUUCUCGCACCGUAUUUCCCUCACGAUCGGCAACAACAAUUCCUCAACGCCCAUAAAUUGUUUGGCGUCAGCAACAUUACUAAGAUUAUUCGGUAUCUCGAUCAGCCUGACAAGGACGAGGCCAUGCGCACCAUUAUUUACCAGUCGGAUGUUCGGGCUAAUGACCCUGUUGGCGGUUGUUAUCGGAUUAUACGUGAGCUGCAGCGUCAGAUUGAAUAUAAUCGAGCUGAGCUGCAGCUCGUGCUUCACCAGCUGGCUUAUUGUCGUGCUCAGAAUCAGCAUAAUGUCAAUCUUCUCCAUUCCAAUAAUAGUGGCUCUUUUGAGCAUAUGAUGGCCACCAAUCAUAAUGACGAUGUGCAACAACAUUAUCAGGAACGCGAUGAUCAGGUUCAGCAACCGGAUGGUCAGGAUCAACAGGAGUAUGUGUUGCAGAAUGGGGAUGAGGAUUGUGAUCAGGUACAGUUUGAGGAGAUUAAUUCGUGGGAAGGGACGGAGAAUUCCCUGGCUUUGGAGGUUAAGAAGGAUUGCGAUGCUGGUGCAGAGAAUUCUCAAGAGGAUGUUCAUGUGAAGCCGGAUUUGGAUGAUAAUGAUAAGAGAGAGGAGUUGAGAUAUGAAGUGGAGGAAAAAUCAUUCGACAGUGUUAACAAAUUUAGGCUCAAAACGACUCCUGCUAUAUAGAAUUCAUUACUUUUCUUGAUUACACAGAACAUCAUGGACAUUUUGCUAUGCCCAUUGUUCUGGAUAAUCU